Drosophila biarmipes is the source of this 2934-nucleotide messenger RNA. It is a transcript of the gene MetRS-m, whose product is annotated as methionine--tRNA ligase, mitochondrial. The transcript has 6 exons. The record is from RefSeq and is a predicted model, not a curated record. Gene Ontology annotation, molecular function: methionine-tRNA ligase activity; ATP binding. Lineage: Eukaryota; Metazoa; Arthropoda; Insecta; Diptera; Drosophilidae. The coding region runs from base 93 to 1814 and encodes 573 amino acids. Gene Ontology annotation, biological process: methionyl-tRNA aminoacylation.
CUGCUCGAACAGCUGUUUCAUGUUAUAAAAUCAACCGGCAAAUGGUUGAGGCUAUUUUUAUUUAGUUUUAUAUUAAAAACAACUCUAAAACAAUGCUUAUAAGAAGAAUUAAGUGCCUCCGGUAUCUGGGAACCCGCCACAACAGCUCGCACUACGUGACAACUCCCAUAUUUUAUGUAAAUGCAGCUCCCCACAUUGGUCACCUCUACUCGGCGGUCAUAGCCGAUGCCCACUGUCGCUACCAGAGAUUAAGGUACCCGGAGAAGGAGGUACGCCUCUGCACGGGAACGGAUGAGCAUGGCACAAAGAUCCAACAGGCGGCGGCGCUUCACGGGAUUCCCGUGGCCAAAUAUUGCGAUGAUAUAUCGGAGCGAUACCGGGAGGUGUUCCGCAGUGCCGGCAUCCAGCCGGAGGACUUCAUCCGCACCACGGAGGAACGGCACAAGCGGGCAGUUGCUCAUUUCUGGCGCACUCUCCAAGGACGAGGCCACAUCUAUUCGGCUGCGUACAGCGGUUGGUAUUGCGUGUCCGACGAAACCUUCCUUACCGACUCCCAGCUGCGAUUGGAUAAGUCCACCGGCAGCCGUUACUCCCUGGAAUCUGGGCAUCCCGUCGAGUGGACCGAGGAAACAAACUACAUGUUCCGUCUGUCGCAAUUCCAGGACGAUGUGCGCCACUGGGUGAAACAGGAGGCUCGUAUUCGGCCGGCCAAGUUCGAAAAGAUUUUGCUAGACACUCUCAGCGAACCACUGCCGGAUGUGUCGGUAUCACGUCCUGCCAACCGCGUUCACUGGGCCAUUUCUGUUCCGGAUGAUGAUACACAGACGGUCUACGUCUGGCUGGAUGCUCUGGUCAACUAUCUCAGCUCUGUGGGAUAUCCCAAUGAGGGGUUCUCCGGCCAUUGGCCACCGACGCAGCAGGUGAUCGGCAAGGACAUCCUCAAGUUUCACGGCAUCUACUGGCCCGCCUUCCUCCUGGCCGCUGGCCUGGAACCGCCUGGACAGCUCUUCGUCCACUCGCACUGGACCGUCGACGGGCAGAAGAUGUCGAAGAGCAAGCACAACGUGGUGGAUCCCGCCCAGGCAGCCCGCCAGUACACCAUGGAGGGCCUGAGAUACUUCCUGCUGCGGGAGGGCGUGGCCCACAGCGAUGGCAACUACAGCCACGUGAAGGCGCAGCGCAUCCUCAACUCGGAGCUGGCGGACACCCUGGGCAAUCUGCUAUCACGUGCCUGUGCCAAGUCGCUGAAUCCCGGCCAAAUCUAUCCAUCAGGCAGUGCCGAGCACUUGGCGGAUCUCCUCCAGAGCCUGGAUGCGGCCAAACGCCUGCAGGAAUCGCUUCUGCAGCUGUCAGAGCGAUGCGCGUCGCACUACGAGUGCAAUCACUUCCACUUGGUGGCCGACACUGCGAUGGCGGCUCUGCAUGCGGCCAACAACUUCUUCGAGAGCUCCAAACCCUGGACGCUGAAGGCGGGCGCCCCGGAUGGCAACGCGCCCCGUUUGGAGACCAUAAUCGCCAUGACAAUGGACGCGCUGCGGCUCUGCGGCAUUGUGCUGCAGCCCAUAAUUCCCCAGCUGGCCACGCGGCUGCUCGAUAAGCUGAGCGUGCCCACCGCACAACGUGGCUGGAAUCACUUGGCCCAGAGUUUUGCCACCAGCCCCGCGGAUCUCGCCGGGAGCCGUCAAUUGGACGGGCAGACCAGUGCGCUGCUCUUCCAGCGGAUUCUCGAGGAGAAGGAGAAGGAGGAGCAGAAGCCGCAGCCAGCCAAGCGGAGCAAAUCGAAGAAGAAGGAGUGCCGCGAAACAUUGUCCUGAAGUAGCCGUAAUAAACUGAUUCCAAAGCCAAGCCACCGGCGACAUUUGUUCAUUGCGAGGGCUUAACAAUGGGCGGCAAUAAGUCAUUUUUUUCUGGCAAAGAAACUACAGAUGUACCAUAAUUAAAUUUUCUAAAUUUUUAUAACUAACAGAUUUUGUUCUACUUAAGCCGUAAAAUAACUUCCAAGAUGUAUCUGCUAUUCAAAGAACUAAUUUGUAUGCAUUUAUUAGAGCAAAACAACCACAAUUGUUUAAAAAAAUACUAUAUUUCGAAUUAAGCAAAUACGUUUGGUUACAUUUUGGCCAAUAACCUUUGUAAGCCAGUGCAGGCAUUCGAAAACGCAGGGCGCACAACUCGGCUAACUCCGGUCCCCGGGCUCCCACUUCGCAGUCUCAUUAAAAUCCACUUAAUUAUGUGCAGGAAGGAAAAAGCAGUGCCGUCAGCAGCGUCGCUGUCUCAUAUUCCUUUGUAAUUUAUUACGCGUAAUUGAAGUCAGCAUCAGGUGGCAAGGAUGGGGCGUUAUUUAUGGCCUUCAAUUGGCAAACAGGUUGAGGCCAGGCCGCCAAGCCGCCAAGCUGCCAAGCCGAACAUGAGGCCAGACUUUUAUUUGUUAAUUUAUUUUAAUUUCCCCGUCCAGCCCAAAAAAAAAAAAACAAGCAGUGGAGAAAAGUAAGCACACCAUGUAAAUGCCCCACGAGCUGGGUAAUCAAAAUAAAUGAGCAUGUGGCCCUCGAUUUAAGUGGGAGUGCAUAUGGGAGUGGAGUGGCUGAGGGCCGAGUCAAGUGCAGCCAUUAGAGUCCGUGGCUGGCUGGCCCAGAGGAGCAGACAAAGCUGAUUAGAUUACCCGCCAGCCAGCGCCAGAUCCGCUCCGUGGAAAUAGUUUAAUUACGAUUUCCCCUCGAAGUUCGCACACGGCAUCAAUCAAGUCAAGCCCAGAAGUCGAGAAUCAGUGGCCAAGAGCUUGCGGUUUUCCGCUUGGGUGAUGCAAAAGCCAAGGGAGUUGCACCUGUUUAGGUAUUUUUAAGAUUCUCUUAAAACCUAUAAAUAGAUUUUUAAAUCGUUUGUAAAGCGACAAAACAGGAGGAAUUUCAUUAUCUUAAAGUCAAAUGUUUAAAAAGU